AUGAGCGAAAAAGUCGAUGAACAUGACCAUGUUGAGGGUUUACCGACUGCGACAUUUGCACUGGUAGGAGGAAUUUGUAGCUCACUAUUUGGUUUAUUUGCAGCCUUAACAAACGGCCUUCUUCUAUUUACAGUAUUCAAAGAUCCGUACAAUUAUUUUCGAGCGCGCACGACCACGUACUUUAUCCUUAGUCUUUCUUUAAGCGAUCUUCUAGGAGGCUGUCUUGUGCAGUCAAUGUAUGCUGCGUCUAUGUUUACCAUCUCUACCGGAGGCCAACCGCAGAAACUCUAUGAAAUUGCUCUUAUUUUCAGCCACGUAACCACAAAGAUAUCAAUUUUUACAGUAGUUGCGCUAUCUCUGGAUAGAUUUUUAGCUGUCAAGCUUUCAGUGAGGUAUAAAAGACUUAUGACGGUGCGAAAAGCAAUUGUUUGUAACGCCUUAAUCUGGAUUUUCUGCAUUACCUUUGAAACUUCUCAUUCUUUGGAUGAAAAUAAGGAAGUAUUCCACGUAAUUGAUCUUCAUCUUCAAACGACUAUUCCAUUGACUAUCAUGUGUGCCCUGUACACCGCGACUUACAUCGAAUUUCGCCGUUAUUCAAGAAACGUUGUUUUUGUGCGAGAAAACACAGGCGGACGGUCACGCAUUUUUCUUCGAAACAUUAGGUUGGAGAAAAAGAUUAUUUCUACUGUUGUUUUAAUUAUCAUUGUGCUCUUCAUAUCUCUAUUGCCGUAUCUAAUCGUGACAAAUUUACAAGAACGCUGCCAAGAAGGACUUAGCGGUGAAUGCAGCGAGCCCCGGUUUUUGCUUACUAAAGCCCUCUCCGUACCGCUGUUGUGUGUUAGCUGUGCUUUGAACCCGUUUCUCUACGCUUGGAGAAUACCACAGUACAGGCAAGUUUUACGUUUAAUUGGGGGAUGGUUUUGUCAGAGAUUUCGCCUUAGGAGCCACGCUGUUAACACAUUAGCGUUAAAUAUUCUAGCAUCUGCCAGUUUAGUGGAACAAAGAAUCCCAGCUGUUGGCCAUCUUGAGAGAAGACGAUCAGAAGAGAUUGUAAACGGCGAUUGUGACUUGGGAAAUUAAAACUUUCCGAUAAGUAAUUCAAAAGUGUGGCAACAAUCAGUCACAAUUUAAAAAUUUUUUUUUCUCUAUUUUUUUAAACAGUGGUUACAUUAUUUUUCACCUCUAAGGUAUGAUGAAAGCAAAAUUGGCCAACGUGCCCCAUGCUAAGAGUCAAUUCAAAACAUCUUUUAAAUAUUUACCAUGACUGAUUUUAUUUUAAAGCUAGGCUGCGAUCAACUGCGAACAUUUUUUUCUGUAAAUCAGAAAAAAGGAGAUACAGCCCUUCAUCGCACGUUAUCGAACUCAGCGCCAUGAAUAUCAUUAGGUUUAAAAACUGAGUAUUAAACGUAUAUAUAGUGACCAAUCAUUAUCUAUUACUUUACUCGCUGCAAGCCAUGAAAAGUCUUAGCUUUAUUUAAAAGUCUUGUCUUCCCUGGCGACGCAAGCAUUGUAUGCGUUAUUAAGGAGGAUGGACUUGAUAUAAGCACUGAUAAGUUUCAACACAAGAAUAUCAAAACCUUGCGUUCUUCCUACUCUUAUGCUUAUAUAUAUCACGGCCUUUUUCACCUCGCUCUGCAUAAAGCUUGUUAUGCUCAUGCUUAUAUUGUCGAACCCCGUGUUACGGACACCCGCUCAAUACGGAGAGACACCUCGUUAUUACAGACCGUAUUCCUUGUCCCUGGUGAAAGUAAGCCCUCACAUUUUCUCUAAAUUCAACCCGCUUUAUACGGACACUUUCUUUGGCCCCCUCAGGGAGCUCAAGCAACGAUGACGGCGACGGCAACGAGAAUUGCAAAAAAGCAAUAGGUUUAGAUUAGCAAAACAACAACUUUGCGCGUGACGUUUUUUUUGUACAUUUCUUAGCCGUGGUUGCACGACUACAACGUGAAAGUGCCUAAAUUCACGGUUUGUCGAGGACGGGAACACAAGGCAACAACUUUGUUUUUCGUUUCCUGAACUUUGAUACAAUUCUUUAGAAUUCAACUCCAAAAACAUUUGCCAAUAUUUGACGAAGUAAACGAGAUGUAGUAAGCGCGAUAAAGUUUGAAGCAGCGCAAAUUCACUUUUUAAGUGACGUUUCCGUAGCCGUCGCCGUCGUUGUUGCUUAAGCUCCCUAUUAACGGGCUUAGACUUUACUGUGCCCCAAUGUUGCUCCAAAGUCGGGCCUAAUUCAAUUUAGGUUCGGUACAUGAGUGGAGCGGCGUCUGAACCGGGCCUAACUUAUGUUUGGAUUAUGCUUUUGCUUGUGCUUUCGUUGUUAGUGUGGAGCUGGUUUUAGACGUUGAUAAAAUUAAAGGGGCACGCAACGACUGUUUUCUGUAAAACAGCUGUUCGGAGGAGCAAAUACUGUCUAGAAUUUUCUGUUGCUUCCGGACGGCUAAAAAUUUCCAUAUGAACGUUCGAUUCAUGUACAAUUUUCGAAGCUUAAUCUAAUUAAUUCCCUACGAUUUUCUGCAAUUAAAUUUUUCAUAUUUUAAUACCCAGGUCACACUAUCUUAGAAAAGGGAAACCUAAAAUUUUCGAAUUCUAAAAUGUGAUAGAGAGAGGAAUCAGAAAAAUGUUCACUUUCGUAAAAUGUUAAAUUGCACCUAAAAUUUCCGGCAAAAUAACACUGAAGUCCUUGUAAUUUCGAAAAGACUUAAGUUCCCCUAGGAUGACCGAACAGAGAUCUAAAAGUACUCUGGAUAGCCUAAAAAGUGUUUUCUACGUAUUUGGAAGAAACCGCCGUUGGGUGCCCAUGAAAUUAGUAUACUAAGAGAUGUUAGGAGAAUUAGAUUGAUUGCAGAAGUCGUUUUAUCUCCUGAACUAGGUAAUCUUUAAGAAAUUAUGCUUUUGUUUUUACCGUGGGAAAUAAGUCCAGCUUAAAGAUGCUUUGUGAAAAUCAUGUACUUGUUUAUUAGCGAAUAGGCAAAUUUUAAGUCACAUGCGUUGAGUGAAAAACAGAAUUAAUUCUGAAAGGAUUUGCAGCUGAUUCAACAUACAUGUACAUCAGAUGUCUCAUUUGACAUUUGAACAGUAUAGCUGCUAAAUCCUAGAGCAAAUUGUUCUCGAGUUUCGGAACUUUGCUGUCGAUCAGUGUCUGGAAACCUAACGCGUCCUUUAUAUACGAAAAAGAGGCGAAUAAAAAGAAUGCAAAUAGUAGGGGCUGAAGGGAUCUAUAAGGUCCCAUCACUAUUUCAAGAAAUAUUCCCUCAUCACGUAGACUGUGAAUUAAUAGAUGGAAAAGGAAUGUAGUUGAAUAAUCAUAGUCUUAGUAGCAAGAGGUAAAAUUUGUUGCAGUAUUACUGAUUAAUUUAGGCCUAGUGCAAAGGUCGAUCUUUUCAUGUACCGAAUUUAAUUACGUUUUUUAGACCCAAGUUGGACGGUUGAUUCAGACGUCAAACUUGACUAGUCGGGCUCAAUUCAUUUUCAUGAUGUUCAAUGAUUUAAAAUGCUUACAAGUUAAAAUAAAUUUUAGUAAUUUAUGCAUUAGUUGUUCGGCAUAUGAGAGGUUCGACGUUUAUUGUCCUUUGAAACGAAGACGCUCCACAGACGCCAUGUUGGCUACUCGAUCUUAAUUCAUGGGUCGACCCAAAUUAUACAUGUCGUACUUUUGUAUUGAUUCAAACUUGGAUUUCUUCAUCUACUUGAUUGAAGAGAUUAGGUUCAGUACAUGAAAGAUCAACUUUUGAACUGGGCCUUAGAGUUAUAAACAUAACGAGGACAAUGACAGCUGGUCUUUAAUUGUUCGUUUGGCGAAACAGCUAGGAUACGUCUGACGGAAACAAAACAUUUUAAAAUCAUAGACAUUUUUGGUUUUUGGCCAUCUUAGCUUAAGAAGAAACAAAAAGCACACUGCUGUGAUGAACAUAAGGAAAUGUAAACGCUUUUCUGUAAAGAAAUGAAACUUUAACUUGACCUUUCGUAUGUUCCCUAUGUUCCAAGAUACAUCUUCCAAUCAGAAGUAUAAACCGUCGAAUAAUUGUGUUAUCAUUCGAUCUCCAAGUUUGUUUUUUAAUGAAUAAAUAUCUGUGGGAAGCGAAGCAAUCGGUUAUUUUUCAAGCAAGAGCGAUCGCAAGAAGGAGAAAAGCGUGGUUUCGUGUACGCAUGAGCAGAAUAUUAUUUGCAGCGGCUCCUAUUGCAGCCAAACACAGUUGAACGACGACAUUCCGCAUGAGCAGACCAUUAUUUAUAGGCAAUUAUUUGCAGGUCACGUGGUGGGCGUUGGCCUAUGAAAAGAAACAAAAAUUUGCAUCGAAUGAUAAUAGCAGAAAUUUAAACGUAGUCUAAGUAACUAAUUAAUGAAACAAUAAAUGACACAUAUAGAAAAGAAAUAUUGAAAAGAAUAAAAAUGUUAUAGAAAGAAACAAUUUAGAUGACAUACAAAUUUCCAACCAUAUGUCAUGUAUUGUUUCUUUAAUUAGUUACUUAUUCUGCAUUUAAAUUUCUGUUAUUAGUCAACGGUUCAUUCCUCUGAAGAUGUAUGUUGGAAGAAUCAUACGAAACCGCGUCAAGUUCAAGUUUUAUUUCUUUUCAGCGAUGCGUUUAAUCUACCUUAUUCUCACUUAAUUUCGCGAGUACUAAAUUUUGCGAGUUUCGCGAUUUGGAACGAAUCGCGAAAUUUGAUUCUCGCGAAAUCUAAAAAUCCCCAAAAAUUUAGUUAAAACGCGUUAUAAAUCCCUAAAAAUCCCGAAAUUAAAUACUCGCCAAAUAUGGCUCAUGAUUUUUCGCAAGAUUUAAUACUCGCGAAAUUAAGUGAGAAUAACUGGUAAAAUCUUUUUAGUUUAUCAGGGCAGUGUGUUUUUUGUUUCUUUCUAAAAUAAUUCUCAGGAAAACGUAGGUGCGAUAGAAAAAUAAAAUAAGGGAAACAGCUGACAUUGCAUGUGUCAUUAGUGACUGCAGGAGCCCUGCAGUUUUUGAUAGGCUCCUGGUGACUGCUAGAGUUUGGGAUAUCAUUACAAUUUGUAAAAUAGAGUUUGCAGUGUUGUCUUGUGUACAGGAGGGUUUUUCUGUUUUAUUCAACAAAUAUGCAACGUUUUAUUUUUACAACGCAAACAUUGGAUACCAUGCUCUGCUUGACGCCGAAAAUUAGGGGCGAUCUAUCCAAUAUAAUACCCUCAUUGGUAAAACUUUGUAGAAAUAUGAUGGCAGUUCAGUUCAGUGCUCUUCAUAUCUCUAUUACCGUAUUUAAUUUCUAUUUCCGUAUUUAAAAGUCUAGAUCAAUGAGUUCUUUAAUCUUUUCUUCCAACUUUGAUCUCACGCUGAACAGAGUCCUCCGCAUCGGCUGUGCUACUGAUGUCACAUUGGGGUCGAUGUGGAGUUGUACUGCUCGGUCUUUCAACUUUCCAACGCCGCUGAAGACAUUUGGGUACUUCUGUUGUAGGAUCCCACCAAUGGUCUUUGGGUCUGCACUUACUGCAGCGAUGCCAAUCCCUAUUUUCAGUACGCCUGGACUAGUUGCAGUGUCCUUUCCCAGAAAGGGGUCUCCUUCACCAUUGAUCACACAAAACUUGGCACUAGCCGUGUUGCGUCCUGCAGAGACUUCACAGGAGAGAGUUCCUAUCACAUCAAGUGGUGUCUGGGAUGCGUAGGCAUAGAGUUUCCUACUCGAGCGAGCUGAUUCACACUUCACUUUGUUUUUCUUCAACCACUCCCCUGUCUCUUUGUCAAUGAUGUUAGUGCUUGCUCCAGAAUCUAUGAUCAUGUUCAGCUUACAACCUCCAAAGGUCACUUCAAUUUUCUCCUCAUUCCUUCCUCCUACCGUAAAAGCAUACACUGGUUCCUCUUCUUUGUCGUGGCAACCAACCAUAUUUGCAGCACCUCCCUUGGGGUUCCUGUGGCCUUUGGUUUGUUUUUGCUUUUCUCCACCUUUCUGCUUUGUCCUGCACUGCUCUUGAAAAUGUUCUUCCAGCCCACAUCGAUGACAGAAUUGACAUCUUGCUGGACAGUUGGAAUCUCGACCGAAAUGUCCGGUACUACCACGUCGGUGACAAGUUUUCUCACGGCCGGUUUUGGUACCUCGUGACUGAUUUCUCUUGCCAUGGCCUGUCUUUGUUCCCUCUAUGCGGUUUACACUGGCUGAAUUCUCUCCCUUUUCUUCUAUGGUCAAUGUAGCAAGCUGUGCGUCGACUUUUUCGCAGUUCUCGGCGAUUUCAAGCGCUCUAGAUAAAGUGAGGCCUUGACGUUCUUCCAGGAGUUUUCGUUUUAUGUAUGUGCUGGUGCACUUGCCGAGGAUUUCAUCACUAAUUUGGUUGUCUGUGUCUUCGCCAUAGUCACAAUCUUUCGAUGCUCGUCUGAGUCUGGUUGCAAACUGUCGGAUUGUUUCCCCUGGUACUUGAGCUAGCUGUCUGAAACAGUGUCUAGCAUACGUACUGUCCACUAUGGGAGCAAAGUAUGCGUUUAGUGCAUCGACCGCUUUCCGGUAAUCUUUCACAUCUCCCGUGUUCGGUAGGGUAAGAAAAAGAUCUUGAACAUCGGGUCCCGCGAGAUGGAGCAUUAAUGCACCUCUUCUCUGCCUGUUGUUCGCGUUGUCUUCAUUUAAAAUUAAGCCUUUGCCGACUGCAAAUAGUUCGAACGCCGUCAGCCACCGCUUCCAUCGCAAGCCAAGCGUGUUUUGGUCCCCAUGACAGUCGAAUGUUUUGAUAUGGUUUCUUUCAUUAUCGUCCAUGUUUCUCGCAAACUUUUGGUCUCGCUGACUUCUUGGGGUCUUGUUUUACCCUCGUCGCCAGUGUUGUGACCGAUCUAGUCGGCAAAUAACGUAGGAUUACAACGGAUUCAACCUUAGACGAUGGCUUUAUUCGGCCUACACGACUCGUGGUCCUUAAUCCUAUAGUCAGGCGUUCAAUGCCCUACUGAGGGGGAGUAUAGGUCCUAAUAUACAACAGUAACCACCACAGAACACAAAUGAUGACGUUCUGACGUAGAUAUGACGAUCUUUUUAAAAGAUGCUUAAACUUUUCUUUGAUAUAUAUUCAGUUUCACGUCAUAUUUCUAAGCAUUACUCCAAGCAUGGAAAGUCUCCAUAUUUUGUCAGGCCCAUUUUAUCUUUACUAGAUAAAUUUAGCUUAUCAAAAGGUUCGUUAACAUAUAAUCUUCGUCUGACCUUGUAAUAGCCUGAAUACUUGUUGUAAAUACCCAUCAGCAAAGGAGCAUGACCAUACAUACGUAGAUUAUACAAACAUAUACGAGCUUCAGUGAGCAAUAUCGGGGUAAACUGUGAUUUUCCAAGUCCUUUAGAGCUGAAAAAUUGAAACCAUCCAUCCACAGUUAGGAGAGCUGGACAACAAAAAGCUUUUGUUGCUUUUUUAAAGAAAAUAACCCAAACAAAGCUUUGCAUUGGGAUGAUACAAUCAUUAUUAUAUCGAAUUAACUGGCUCGCCAUUUUGGACUUGGAGAGUGUGGGGACUGGACCGAGUUCCCAUCUAAUCAUGACACGCAUAUUGAUUUUCCGUGGGUUUUGUUUCUGGUCUGCAGGAUUGGCCCCUUUGAUCCAAAAUUACCGCUCUUUGUUGCUGCUAAAUAAGGUUUUAGGUUGUUCAAUUUUCUCCAAAGUUCCUCCUGGAUUGAAUAACUAAAAGCGACUUUCUUUUGUCCGCGAAUGUGAUGAUUUCCUACAAUGUUUUGACACGCUGGGCCCACAACCUCGAAUGUCAAAUGAACUUGACGGGUUUUGUUUGCGUCCUCUACCACUGAAGAAAGAAGUUUUAGAUACAAUGUUCUGAGCGUCGAAUAUUUCUUCGAUUAGCCAUUAGCUUUCGAUUGGUUUCCAAAUUUUUCAUGACUUAUUGUUAGAGCUGUUCUGAUACGAAGUUCUUACACGUGGGACGAAGUUUACUCUCUAGUCCGGCUUUUUUUUAAAGCACCUCUGCUGCUUUCCAGUUUUGAUUUCUACCGUGAUUUGCUUGCAUUUUAGCCUUUUCGUUCGAAUUGCGCGUCGACGUCGCUUCACUGGAAUUGACCUUUGGCUGCUUGGAUUGUUUUGUGCGACGAUUAUUCGCACUCCUCUAUUUGCCUUUUGCUGUUGUUUCUCUCUUCCUGCCGAGGUUCCAGUGCCGAAAUUGAAAUUUCAUAGGAUCGCUGUCAGCGGACUUCAAUUCCUCCUAAUAAACUGAUAUAUCAUCUAGAAAAUCAGUCAUUUCCGACGAAAUCGUGGAACGUAGCUCCCAAUCGGGACAACCUUCCAAGAGAAAACCAUUUCCUUUGUUUCCACCUUCACGCCGAACGCCACUAUUUCUUGACAGCGCUGAAUACAACUUCGCAGACCUCUCAGGAAACCAAUCUCCGAUUGAUUCAAGCGUUUAAUUAGUCUAAAAAUAACUUUGGUAAAAUUCACAUAUCCCAAGGGCUAGACUGGGCGUUUCCGUCUCUGUCCCAUUAAAUGGCUCUUCCCAUUAUGGCUCUUGGUGGGUAACUCUUUCCUUGUAAUGUCAAAGCGCUCGAUGUAACAGUUUCCGUGACUUUGUGAACCGAUAGUUGCUUAACUCUUUUUAGCAAUAAACGAAGAAACUGACAGUAACAGAAGUGCUUAUUUAAUGCUCUAAUUUAAAGCAGUUCCUUUUAAGUUGUUUUAAUCACUGCAUUGGUGAUGAAACUUCAAACAAAACCCGGCGCUUGUUAAAUUUCUCUUCAAACUAAGAAAUCGUAAAGAGAAAUGCUCUCUUAAUUUGCAUCAAAACUGGCUCUGAAGAGGCCACUGUAGUUGUACAAUAAGAGUUUCUAAGAUUGCAAAGAAUAUUGUCUGUCAAUCAAAAUAUCCAGACGAUCUAUCAGUAUUUAUUGGUCACAGCUGUGUCGGAUGUUGAUGUAAUCACAGGAAGGUGGAAAUGAUAUAUGGUCAAAUAUUUGUUACGGCAGUAUUGUUAAUGAAAAGAGUCGGCGAAAACUCACCGACAAUCUUCAUGCACAUUUUCUUAUUUGAUUUCCAAUCUCAUUUCUAGUCUUAACCUGAUAUAAAACUUUGUCAUAUUUUUAAAAGCUCCGGAUUUUAUUUUUCCGACAUGAAGGCCUAUUUAACGACCUUUUUAAUCCAUUAGUUACGAGUAAUGUGGCAGAGAGCUUUUUCAUUUUAUACAGGAAUAUUUCGUAAGUAUCACAUUUCAUUACCCCAAAGCAAAAGAGAUUCUCUCCUUUUGUUGAGUCGGUUUUAAGCGUAAGUUUGCUCUUCAACCAUCGAAGAUUAACAAUGAUAACUGCAAACAAGAAUACAUGGUUUCUGCUGAAAUAUUCAAAUUUCUCACACUGCUUGCGAUGUUGCUUUGCAAAUGCUAUGUUUUGAACAAACAAAAGCCAAUUUUCUUUGUUGUUUAACGAUUCAUCUGCUUUCGAAUUAGUGAACAUUUUCUAAUGAAUCUUUUCGGAAUAGUAUUUCUGAGUCUUCAGUAAUAAUAUCAUUAACCGUUUGCGAGAUGGCCAAAUGAAUAGAGAAAUUUUAAACUAAGAUUUUGUUAUGAAAUUUUUGCCUUCACAAGUCAGUUUAUUGACAUUAUCUGACAAUGCUUGUUAUUUUCGUGGCGGUAAGGUUUGAUUAUUUCUCUGUCACGUGGACGUAACUUUUGUCAUUAAGACAUAAGUACUGCAAAAUAACAGCUUCCAUCAUGGGCGUUAUUUUCCCCUAGGACGAAUUAACUAUUCAUGCAUCCAAGGCGAUUCAUUAGUCUUAAACAGUAAUCUGUGAGUUAAAGAGUGUCUCUGGUAAGCAAAGAGUGCUUCACUUUGUUAUAAUUAUGAAUGAAGAAGACGAUGAACAAGACCAUGUUGAAGGUUUACCGACUGCGACGUUUGCACUGGUAGCAGGAAUUUGUAGCUCACUAUUUGGUUUAUUUGCAGCCUUAACAAACGGCCUUCUUCUAUUUACAGUAUUCAAAGAUCCGUACAAUUAUUUUCGAGCUCGCGCGACCACGUACUUUAUCCUUAGUCUUUCUUUAAGUGAUCUUCUAGGAGGCUGUCUUGUGCAGCCAAUGUAUGCUGCGUCUAUGUUCACCAUCUCUACCGGAGGCCAACCGCAGAAACUUUAUGAAAUCGUUCUUAUUUUUAGCCAUGUAACCACAAAGAUAUCAAUUCUUACAGUAGUUGCGCUAUCUCUGGAUAGAUUUUUAGCUGUCAAGCUUCCAUUGAGGUAUAAAAGACUUAUAACGGUGCGAAAAGUAAUUGUUUGUAACGCUUUAAUCUGGAUUUUCUGCAUUAUGUUUGAAGCUUCUCAUUCUUUGGAUAAAUAUGAGGAAGUAUUCCACGUAAUUGAUCUUCAUCUUCAAACAACUAUUCCAUUGACUAUCAUGUGUGCCCUAUACACCGCGACUUACAUCGAAUUUCGCCGUUAUUCAAGAAACGUUGUUUUUGUGCGAGAAAACACAGGCAGACGGUCACGCAUUUUUCUUCGAAACAUUAGGUUGGAGAAAAAGAUUGUUUCUACUGUUGUUUCAAUUAUCAUUGUGCUCUUCAUAUCUCUAUUGCCGUAUUUAAUCGUGACAAAUUUACAAGAACGCUGCCAAGAAGAGUUUGGCGGUGAAUGCAGCGAGCCAGGGUUUUUGCUUACUAAGGCUCUCUCCGUACCGCUGUUGUGUGUUAGCUGUGCUUUGAACCCGCUGCUCUACCCUUGGAGAAUACCACAGUACAGGCAAGUUUUACGUUUAAUUGGGGGAUGGAUUUGUCAUAGAUGUGGCCUUAGGAGCGACACUGUUAACACAUAA
Molecule: messenger RNA, 10724 nt
Organism: Porites lobata
Lineage: Eukaryota; Metazoa; Cnidaria; Anthozoa; Scleractinia; Poritidae
Source: the annotation of a GenBank genome assembly